CCAACGCCGAAGCCGCGUGGAAAAUGCAAUGCACCAAUCACCAAAUUUCAAUUAAAAUUCCUUCAUUCCCACAAACAUCAAAUCCCCAAAUCUGCUUGAAUUGAUUAUCUGAGUGUACGAAGCAUGAGUGCGAUUUACUCGAACAUCGAUUUCCCCUCCGCCAAAGUCGUGCUCUCCACGGCGGCCUCCGUGGCGGCGACCCUCAUGGUAGUCCGGUCUUUGGCCAAAGACCUCCUUCCCAACGAGCUACAACACUACGUCUACACCAAAUUCCACUACCUCCUCACUUCCGCAUUCUCCAACGAGAUUACCCUCGUCAUCGACGAGUUCGACGGCCUCAACAAAAACCAGCUCUUCUCCGCCGCGGAGCUCUACGCCGCCGCCAUUUCCAGCCCCUCCAGCAGGACUUACCGCGUCUCCCUCCCUGAAAAGGAGAAGAAAAUCCGCGUCUUCUUGGGCCAGAACGAAGAAAUCGUCGACGAAUUUUGCAAGACGAUCCAUCUGAAAUGGAGAUUCGUGGCGGAGAAAUCUCAGCGGCGGCGCGACUAUCCGUCCGCCGCGACGUCGUCUGAAAUCAGAUCCUUCAAGCUGACCUUCCACAAGAAGCAUAAAAGCAAGGUGAUUGACGAGUAUUUGCCGUAUGUUCUAGAAAGAUCGAAAGCUCUCAAAGAAGAGAAAAAAACCCUAAAAUUGCACACUCUAAGAAGCGAGAAGGUCCAUGGGCCGGGGAUCACUCCAUGGCAAUCUGCGAAUCUCAAUCAUCCCGCGAAAUUUGAGACGCUGGCGAUGGACGAUGAGAUCAAGAGCAUGAUCGUUGAUGAUCUUGAUAGAUUCUUGAAGAGGAAGGAGCUGUAUAGAAAAAUAGGGAAGGCGUGGAAGAGAGGCUACUUGCUGUAUGGGCCGCCGGGAACCGGGAAAUCGAGCUUGAUUGCAGCAAUGGCUAAUUAUCUGAAUUUUGAUGUUUAUGACUUGGAAUUGACUGAUAUUAGGUCGAAUUCCGAGCUGAGAAAGUUGCUGAUCUCGACUGCGAACAGAUCGAUUCUUGUGGUGGAAGACAUUGAUGCAUCCAUUGAUCUGAGUGAGAGGAAAGCUAAGAAAGCUGCAGAGGCAUCACAACUUACUCACAUGUACCGACGAUACCAGUCUCAAGAGCCAAAGGUUACCUUAUCCGGAUUGUUGAACUUCGUUGACGGACUGUGGUCGAGCAUUGGAGACGAAAGGAUCAUCAUUUUCACGACCAACCACAAGGAGAAGCUCGACCCUGCCCUGCUGAGGCCUGGGCGUAUGGAUGUGCACGUGCACAUGUCCUACUGCACCCCCUGUGGCUUUCGGUUGCUGGCAAGAAACUAUCUCGGGAUCACUGAGCAUCAUCCUCUUGUGUUGAAGACGGGAGAGCUGAUAGGUUCGAGCAAGAUCAUGAUCACUCCUGCUGAAGUAGGGGAGCAGCUGUUGAAGAGUGAGGAUCCGGAGCUUGCUCUGCAAGGUCUCGUCAUGUUUCUCGAGGGUAAGUGUGAAGAGAUUGAGGUGGUUGGAGAGGAAUGUAAAGAAGGGAUUAGCAAAUUGAAGAUGAGUAAGAGCAGUGAUGAUGGGCUUAGAGAAUGGAAGGAAUCAGCAUCUGCAGAGAUGAAUGGGAGGAAGGAUGAGGCUUCAAAUGCAUUUGGAUUCCUUCAACAGGAGAUUGGGAAUUAUUCCGAGUCGAAAUUGGACCUUUGAGAGCGAAUGUGCAAGAAUUUGUGAGUGUGAGAGAAAAUGGGAUUAGAGCAGAGUGAGAUUGGUUCAUCAAUGUGCUAAAGUUUGCCCAAGUAGCCCCACAGAUUAUGUCAAUGCGUUAAAUCUAUUAAGGAGUAUAAAAUUAUAAUUAGACGCUUUUUAUUAUUAGGGUGUUUGACUUAAUUCUGUAUUAUAUUUGCUUUGUCGCGUGGGAUUCUACCUUGUUCAGAAUUGUUAAUUUGUUAGGACUUGUCCCUAAGAUUUAUGUUUUAGUCCAUUAAUGAAAUGCUACCAGGUUGUUUUGGAAAAUCAACAAAAAAUGAGGCGAGUUCCGAAA
Molecule: messenger RNA, 2047 nt
Organism: Salvia miltiorrhiza (redroot sage)
Lineage: Eukaryota; Viridiplantae; Streptophyta; Magnoliopsida; Lamiales; Lamiaceae
Product: AAA-ATPase At3g50940-like
Exons: 2
Coding region: 124-1713 (529 amino acids)
Molecular function (GO): ATP hydrolysis activity; ATP binding
Source: RefSeq, a predicted model, not a curated record